CCUUGGUGGGCAUAUCUUGGUGCAUUUGUUCUAUGCGUCGUUGGGGAUUGGUUUGCAUAUAUCUUCUUUUACGUACGUAUGUAAAGUAAUCGUUGAGAACAAUUGUUCCUCAGAUUCCACAUCACGAUUAGCUUUUCCUCAUCCAUCGGAGAUUGAAUUUAUUAUUACACUUCUGAACUUCAAAAACAGUUCAAUCGACAAACAGAAAAUGCUAGGUGUUGGAAGGAAACCCCAAUCAAGGUGUGAAUUGUUGAGUAUAGUGAAGGAACAUUCAAAUUUAUUAAGAAAAACCGUAGUAGAUAUUUCACAAGAUACUUUUGAUGUUGAAGUGGAUCAAAAGUUUUGGCAUGAUGUUCUGGAUUCAUAUUUCAUUGGUGGGAGGGAGUCAAAGGAACAACAAGAUGAUGAUCUUUUAUUCUUUGUUAGAGAAAUGAGCUUUCAUGGUCAUGGGUAUGGAUCCAAUGAUAAUUUUGGAAGAAAGUCUUCUUACUUUGUACGCAGGUGGGAUACUAAGUUGGAUGAUUUAGUUGGAGGGAUCACAUUGAAUAUAGAUUGGAGGCGCUCAUUAUACCUGAAUUUAAUUGCCCACACUUCAUAUAGUAUAACAGUGGCAAUUUGCAGUCAUCAGUCUAUUCAGAAUCAUCAAAGUAAUCAACAAACACAACCAUCUCCUAUAUACAAGAUUGUGAAGAAAGUCUAUGCAUCUCCUAGCCGUGUCCAUUUUCACUUAGACUCCCGAAAGGAAGUAGAAACAACACCAGCAUAUCCAGAUAUAUGUUUUGCAAUUGAUGACUUUGAUUCUACUUUCGAAGCCAUGGUUUUGACUGAUGCAGACCAUUGCUACUGUGUGGUUCUAAAUGCAGUUGGAGGGGCAGCAUUUCCUAGUGAAAAGCUUCUAGAAGAUAGUGGCUUGAGGGAAAAUUCUACUCCAAAAAAGCUUACUCUAUUCUCAGGAUUUGUAAGCUAUCAAAUGGUUCGUGAAGCUUAUGAUGUUGGGAAAUCUGGAUUUGGAAGCUUUUUACCUUUUGGUCUUUCUCAUAGCAAAAAAACAGACAGGAUAUACAUGAAAGGUCCUGGAGGUCGUGGGGAAGUUGAGGUGGCAGUUUCUGGUGUUUUAGAUCAAAGUCUAGAUGAAUCUGGUCUUCACUCGCCUUUACAUAUAUCAAGAGGAUUUAAGAUUGGUGCAAUGGUUCGACAAGCUGCAUCUGUUGCUGAGGUGGCAGCAAAGAACGUGUUUGCAGUUAUGUCUUCAACAAGAAAUUCAGAUGGAAGGAAGCUACCCCUUAAAUGUUGCCUCAUGUCCAUUUCACUACCUUGGGAACAUAUUGCUUAUGAUCUUCUUUUUAAGGGAAGUCCUCCAAUUAACUUGUAAGAAAUAUAUUCAAAGAUGAAGGAAUAUAUCGACACUCACUUUCUUGUCUACAAUGUUGAAGAAAAGGAAAGGAGAAGAGGAGAGACAAGUAUGUAUCAGCUUUUAUUGUUUUAUUAUGAGAAGUAUGUAGCAAUGUCAUUUGUUAGCAAAUUUAUAGAUUAAGAGAAAAAAAAACUCAGGUUUUCUUAUUGAUCAGAAAAAAAGAAAUGAUUAUCUUAUUCCUGUUUUUGAGUUGGAGGAAAAGGGAAAGAAAACUGAUAAAUGUAUAAUAUACCUUCUAAUAUUUUGUAAUGGUAAGAAACGUAUAAAUUAACGUAAAAUAGAAUGGUCUUU
Messenger RNA from Lactuca sativa (garden lettuce), 1705 nucleotides. RefSeq lists its product as uncharacterized. The record is from RefSeq and is a predicted model, not a curated record. Lineage: Eukaryota; Viridiplantae; Streptophyta; Magnoliopsida; Asterales; Asteraceae.